Messenger RNA from Folsomia candida, 1884 nucleotides. RefSeq lists its product as uncharacterized. Bases 160 to 939 code for a protein of 259 amino acids. Lineage: Eukaryota; Metazoa; Arthropoda; Collembola; Entomobryomorpha; Isotomidae. The record is from RefSeq and is a predicted model, not a curated record. The transcript has 6 exons.
AAUAUCAACAACUUUCUCUCGCUGAAACGCCAUCACUUUCCUGCUGACUUUCCUCCUGGCACGAACUUUCUCUCCUUCCUAAUUUUAUUUCGCCUCUACUUUUUCACAAUUUAUUAGCCCCUUUUUGGCACAAUACCUUCCCAAAUUUCUCAUUUAGCGAUGGAAAACGAUCGUCUUAACCCGGCUGAUUAUGACGACGACGAGUAUAUCAAGCCACAGAUGAGCUAUUGCUGUGGGUCACCAAGUAUUGAUCUCAGUCAGAAAUUCAGGGAUGAACGGACUCGCUGCGUAUUUGUGGCGUUGGCAUUUGUAAUCAAAUUGGUGGAGGUAACAUCCAUCGCGUUCAUAGUGUAUGAUCUCGCUGCAGAUGCGGAAAACCAAUUGAAGUUCGAUCUCUUGGUCACUGCUGAAGAGUUGAAACCGUACAACUGGGUCAUAUUUCCAGCAGCGAUUCUUGUCCUGGUAAUUUACGGGGCGGCGAGAUGUGCUGGUGCAGGUCGCGGAUGCUGUGCCGGACUUUUCUUAAAUGUUAUCAAGACUUUUUCGAUUGCCGUAUUCUGUGGGACGCUGAUCACCUACGAUUGUGUUUACCCGUACCGUUACAUCGUCUUCCUGGCUGUCGCCACGGUUUGCUUGAUCUGUUUGGGAAUUUGCUUGAUGACAACUGUUUUUGAGAUGAAUGUCUUGGGACGAGGAAUGUUCAGCGCUCUGUUUGUCUACUUUCUCUUCAUUUUCCUCUCCGCACAUUUCAUUUACUUGACCACGCUGCGUGAAAAGUACAAGAUUGGAUAUGUCCUUUUCUUGACGAACGCUGGAAUUGGAGGCGGUGUUGGUCUUUUUCUUGGGAUGGUAAUGUUAUGGUACCUGCAAGAACUUAUCACUGGGAAAGUCAUUUCACUAAACGAGUCAGAGUUCCUUUACGUGUGCUUGCUCUUCUAAAUAACUGUUUUCAGUAUUUCGAAGCAUUCCAGUCUCAAAAUCUUGAAAUUAUUUAAGCUAAACGAAACCAACUGCUGCAUAUUUAUCAAUGAAUUGCUUGCAUAAUGUAAGUCAGUCAGUUUCGCUACUUAUCUCUGUUUGGUAAAUAAUCUUUUAGAUGGUUAGAUUAUAAUGAGCUUUUGUAAGUAGCAGUAACUUCCUGUACGCCGUCUUGCCAAUUAUAAAUAUAUAGAAAUAUAGAUAUGUAUUUUAUAAUAUACUAAAGUUGAAAGGAAAACGCGAAGUAUUAUUCCGGCCGGAAAUUGAAAUCUUGUGAUGUAAAAGUAUGUCUUGUCAAUGUGUGAAAAUAUAUUCGUAGUGCAUGCACAUAAAAUAAUUCUUCUAAAAUUGGUGUGGUACAUAAAUAUACUAGCGGAUUUAGUGCAGUGCCAAUAAGCCAAAACAGGUUGUACCAGAAAUGGUGCGUUAAUAAAUAUUAUUAUAAACCAGCCAAGAAUCGAAGAAGCAAUAGGACAACUCGGGGAAUUAAAAAAUGCCAUGUAGUACAAAGAGUACGAGUUAAUUAUAGAAAUAUAAUUACCUAUAUGCCAUAUCUAUAUUAUACAAUGUGAAAAAUUGGUCAUGCGAAAAAAGAAUCAUUACAUUUUAAUGCUUUUUUGUGAUUUACUUAAUUGUUGGCACUUGAUAAUUGGUCUUGAUAUUAUUAAUCCAUAUUAUUGUGAACAAUACAUAAUAUAUUAUGUUGCAUUGAUUAAUGUGUAGAUUUCUAGUUGUAAAUACCAGUAAGCAGUAAAUGACAACAUUACAAUAAUCCGCAAUGCUUCAAGAAAUUAAAAAAAUAUAUACGAGUCGAAUACUCCAAAAAUCAAUCAUAUAAAUAUUCGCGUAAGUAUUAUAUAUUCAACUUUCUUGAUUGGGUAAAUAAAAGUUAAUGACAUCACUUCA